Messenger RNA from Kalmanozyma brasiliensis GHG001, 1518 nucleotides. Its product is annotated as Lipopolysaccharide-modifying protein. The record is from RefSeq and is a predicted model, not a curated record. NCBI's taxonomy places the organism in Eukaryota, Fungi, Basidiomycota, Ustilaginomycetes, Ustilaginales. The transcript has a single exon. The coding region runs from base 1 to 1518 and encodes 505 amino acids.
AUGUCGUCGUCAUCCCGAUACACGGCGGUGUCGGGCGACGACACCCACGGCUCCUCUCGCCCGUCUCGACGACGCGAUGUGGGCAUCGUGCACCACUUUUCCCGCGCCGGCGUCACAGGAUCUACCUUGUUCGUCCUCGGCUGUCUCCUCCUCUCGCUCCUACCGGGACAGUACAUCCCCGCGUCACCUCUUCACACAUCGACAACAACGCGGGGUCUCAGCCCGGAUCGCCGCCACGACCGCACCAUGGACGAUGCGACGUGUCGGCUCGAGUUCCCGCUCCUCUAUCCGCAGCUGUCGGACAACGUCGCGGCCUGGCGCGCAAAGGGCGGUAUCUCGCACGCCGACCUGGACGAGGCAGCACGCACCUGCGUCGGCAACUGGGGCAUGGCUCGUGUGGUCAUCCGUGACGGCCAGCUGUUCCUCAAGCAGGUGCGCGAGGGAGGCGAAUCCCGCAUCUCCGCAUUGCUCCAUUUGCUCCAUACAGCCGUGAGCAGCGAUCCCACCUCGAACCUCGAGGACGACACGGGGGUGGAAGUGGUGCUCUCCGAAGCGGAUAAGGAUGCCUCCUCCAGCGAUGCCGUGUGGGUGCUUAGCAAAAAGGUGUCCGAACCAAAGGCGAAGGGAACAUGGUUGUUGCCAGACUUUGGAUUUGCCGGCUGGCCCGAGGCGGGGAUUGCUAGCUUUGACGAGUUUUUACAUCUUGCCUCCCUGCAAGACGUGCUCGUACCGUGGGCGCAGAAGGGCGAUCGGAUUCUCUGGCGUGGUCUAGCGAACGGGUAUACACCACGGAUGGAUUUGCUCGCCCAGACGCGCACCGCUGAUGCGGACAGCUGGGCCGACGUCAAACAAACAAGCUUUCACGACGUCGGUGCAGACUUCCACCCGCUCAUCCCCAUGCACGAGCACUGCCGCCACAAAUACCUCGUCCAAACCGAAGGAAACAGCUAUUCGGGUCGAGGCAAGUUUCUCUGGGCCUGCCGGAGUGUGACCGUUGCCCACGAGUUGGAGUGGACGCAGCACUUUCAUCCUGCUUUGGACGCCAAUCCUCUCAGCAAAGGGCAAAACAUGGUCCAGCUCCCCGGGAAAUUGUUUGCCGGGUUGAGAGAGACAACGUUGCGACUGCAGGCGAACGCCAACGUGAGCGCAGACCAGACGUUGGGGCGGGAGAACUGGGGGGAUGGAUUGGGGAUGAAUCCUCCUCAAAAGAUUGCGGAGAAUGCGGUGGAGGCGUUGCGGAAUCGGUAUCUGACGCCGGCCGCGACGAAUUGCUAUGUGCGGGCGGCGCUGCGGGCGUAUGCGGGGGUGUUGCGGAAGGAGACGUGGCCGAGGGAGAGCGGGGCCGAGGCGUGGGGUGUGAAGGGGGAGGGAAUCACGCCUAGCGGUGGGCCGGGGGGUGGGGUUGCGCCUGGUGGUGGGAAGGGGAAGGAUUUGGCCAAGGUCGGCGUCAAGGGUGAUAUCGAGUAUGGCGUGUGGCGACUUAGUGGCAGUCCGGAUUGGCCGCCCAAGACUAUCUAA